AAGCUCCCCAUCUCAGUGACAUCCCUCGCUUGUAAAACCCUCCCAGCUCUGAAGUAUCGUACCUCAUUCACUAUGAGUGCUCCUGAUUUGUCUCUCAAGACCCUAUUUGAUGUCAAGGGCAAAGUUGCUCUGGUUACCGGUGGUGGAACAGGAAUUGGCAAGAUGAUUGCCGCUGCGUUGGUACAAAAUGGUGCAAGAGUGUACAUUGCGUCGCGAAAGAAGCAAGUUGUGGAUGAGACCGCAAAAGAACUCACUGAAAUGGGCCCGGGUGAAUGCAUUGCACUCGUAGCGGACCUGGGUACCAAAGCGCAGGCGCAUGCUCUUGCGGACCAAAUCAAGCAACGCGAGUCAAAACUGCAUAUUCUGGUCAAUAAUGCCGGUAUGGCUUGGGGCAGUAAUUUGGAGGACUUUGACGAAAAGAACGGAUGGGAUAGGUUAAUGGCUUUAAACGUGAAAAGUGUCUUUUAUGUAACUACUGCGUUACUGCCACUUCUUGAGAAGGGAUCUGAUGGCAACUUGAGUCCUGCCAGAGUGAUCAACAUCAGCUCUGUCGCUGGCACGGCGGGUUCAGCAGAAGACAAGUUGUCUGCACCAGGCAAUGGCACAUGGUCUUAUGCUACAUCGAAGGCGGCGGUGAAUCACUUGACUCGUGUUCUGGCACUCCCUCUAGCCCGCCGAAACAUCCUUGUGAAUGCGAUUGCUCCGGGGGUGUUCCCUUCCCGUAUGACGAAAUUCGGUAUUGAGCAUGGAAUCAGCACUAUGGAGAAGCAACAACCUCUCGGCCGUAUUGGCACAACCGAAGAUAUGGCUGGAUUGGCACUCUUCUUAUGCAGUCGUUCUUCGGCGCAUAUUACCGGUACCGUCAUUCCUAUCGAUGGUGGGGCGACUAUCUCCCUCAAUGCCUACGCUAAGUUGUAAAAAUAUAAACCUGGGAAUUGAUGUGCGCAUGGAUUCUAGAGUUAGUAUGGCGAUUUUGCCGGAGUUGGGCUAUUGAUGUCUGAGCCCUAACUAUGAAGAAGCACAAGUGUUACCGCUGGGGACUGUCCAUACACCCUUAUUUUGGCCAAAAGCAGCAUCUUUGUUGAGAAGUUACCAUGAAAUUAUUUCAGUUCCUUUUUUCCAGUUAACUCGUUCCAUAAAAAUCAUUCUCAUUCUG
Molecule: messenger RNA, 1156 nt
Organism: Spizellomyces punctatus DAOM BR117
Lineage: Eukaryota; Fungi; Chytridiomycota; Chytridiomycetes; Spizellomycetales; Spizellomycetaceae
Exons: 8
Coding region: 73-918 (281 amino acids)
Source: RefSeq, a predicted model, not a curated record